AUGAGCAAAGGAAAAUUAAUAGUUGAGUAUGAAAAAGGACAGAUUGAUGCUUAUUUUCAAAUAGGAAAAAAUAUUAAGCAAAUAAGUGCUAUAUUGGACAGAAGCAGGACCGCAAUUAGAAAUUACCUGACUUUAAAGAAUGUAAAUAAAAUUACUAGCAAAAAAGGAAGAAAAAGAGCUC
Molecule: messenger RNA, 181 nt
Organism: Vairimorpha ceranae
Lineage: Eukaryota; Fungi; Microsporidia; Nosematidae
Exons: 1
Molecular function (GO): DNA binding
Source: RefSeq, a predicted model, not a curated record